Messenger RNA from Morus notabilis, 1190 nucleotides. RefSeq lists its product as uncharacterized. NCBI's taxonomy places the organism in Eukaryota, Viridiplantae, Streptophyta, Magnoliopsida, Rosales, Moraceae. The transcript has 6 exons. The coding region runs from base 46 to 1074 and encodes 342 amino acids. Gene Ontology annotation, biological process: regulation of DNA repair. The record is from RefSeq and is a predicted model, not a curated record.
UACGUCCACAUUGAUUUUGUGAAAUUUUCGAUUAAAUUGGGGAAAAUGACGAUUUCCGCGGGAAGUAUCAGCUUCAUAUCCCAAUUUCAAGUUCAAUGUCGGGCUUUUCUCAUUCCAUGGGUUAAGAAUAAAGGUGCAAUUACAUGCUUGAGAAACAGAGAUUACAGCUCUUCAGUUCCUGUUAGAUACAUUCCUAAGAAAUCUUCUCAAAGUAACAAAUUGGAUGGUUCUGAGCCAAUGAAGGUUUCCGAAAAGAGAGAAUUUUGUGAGUUUCCUCAAGUAAGUCCUUUGAGCAAUGAUGAGCUUAGCCAUGGUGGUGGAACUGGAAAUGUUGUAAAGAAAAGCUUCAAUUUUGAUAUGAAGCCUCAAUAUCAAAGCCCAAUGCUCCUUAGUAACUUACACUUUAAUGAUGCUGAGCAAGAUGAUAUAAUGGAAGAGCCUGCGGAGAUUGCUGAGGAUGAUUAUGCAUUGGAAGAGCCCGAGGAAGUUGCGGAAGAGUUAAGUAUACAUCAGCAGAACGGAUGUUUUGAACCGGAUGUAUUACAACCUUUGGGAAAUAAAACUAAGCAGGACGCAGAGAACAUGGCUGUAAAGUUACUUGCAGCAAGAGCUUUCACCGCUGUUGAACUAAGGAAGAAACUGUGUGGAAAGAGAUUCUGUCCAAAGAUUGUUGAGGCAGUUAUAAAUGACUUCAAGAGCAGAGGGUUGAUCAAUGAUAGCUUGUAUGCGGAGAAUUUUUGUCACUCCAGAUGGUCUUCCUCUAGCUGGGGACCACGGCGGAUCAAGCAAGCCCUUUCCAGCAAGGGUGUAAGCGAAGUUGACGCAGAGAACGCAAUACAGUUGGUCUUCCAGGACGGAGAAAAAGCUGAUGGAUUUCGGGGGUCAAGUCGCGGAAUGUCAAAGCUCUCGAUGGACCGCUUGUUCGUUCAGGCCUCAAAGCAAUGGCUGCGAGGCCAUGACGUGCCUAAAGAGACGAGGAAAUCAAGGAUCAUCCGAUGGCUUCAGUACCGUGGCUUCAACUGGGACGUUAUCGGCACCAUAGUAAAGAAGUUGGAAUCCAAUCACCCACCCUAGACACCAUGACAAAACACUCAAAAGUUCAUAUGCCUUUGUAACAACAAAGUACUGUGGUCCUCCUUAAGGACCACAAUUAUCAAUCCAAAUAUAAAUUUGUAUAAUCUUGAUGGGGA